CCGACUCAAUGCUGGAGCCGGAGCCCAGCGCUCCAGCGUGGGGACGACCUGAGGGGAUGCGGCUCCCGCAAAGGCAGCCCGCCCCCUCCGCUUGUGCCUGCCAGUCACUGAGCAAGCCCGAGCUGGGGGCGAACGGAUUGAGGCGGGCGAAUUGGGGAAUGGGUCUCUCAAUGCGUCAGCAACGCGGACGACGCUAGGUUGGGGGCUCACCCCCCAGCUCCUGCUCGGGGGUCCGAUCCAGCACCAAGGACAGCGCCAAGCUCUCUGCGCCCAUCCCUCCCUGCGCCUCCACACCGCCCCGGCGCAGGCGACUUUCCAAGCUUGCUGGUAGCCGCUCCGGGAUUGGAGCCCAUCAUCCGCCAACAGCACCAGGGACAGCGCUCUUCGGCCGGUUCCCGGGGGAAAUCAGCCCCUCGGCGAGCCCCAGCUUCCGUCCGCGGGCCCAGCGCAGACCCACCGCCCCGGCACAACAUGGCAACCGAGCGUUCCAAAGCAAGAUGACACCAAGGUUUCCAUCCACUGCAGUCCACAAUCUCCAAGAACUACGGCGGAGUGCCUCACUGGCCACCAAAGUCUUUGUACAGCGGGACUACAGUGAUGGGACUAUAUGUCAGUUCCAGACCAAAUUUCCCCCUGAGCUGGACAGCCGGAUUGAGCGGCAACUUUUUGAAGAAACGGUGAAGACCCUCAACAACUUCUAUACAGAAGCUGAGAAAAUUGGGGGCAGUUCCUACCUGGAGGGAUGCCUGGCCUGUGCCACAGCCUACUUCAUCUUCCUCUGCAUGGAGACCCGCUAUGAGAAGGUUCUAAAGAAGAUCUCCAAGUACAUCCAGGAGCAGAAUGAGAAAAUCUAUGCUCCACGAGGGCUGCUGUUGACAGACCCAGUGGAACGAGGCAUGCGGGUUAUUGAGAUCUCCAUCUAUGAGGACCGUUGCAGCAGCUCCAGCUCAGGCAGCUCCAGCAGCAGCAGCAGCAGUGCUGGGGGUGGGGGUGGGGGCACAGGGGGCCGGUGACUGGCAGAGAGUCCUGGCAGGGAUUUGUACUGCCGGGACGAUAGUGUCUCCGAGAUCCGCAGGCUGCGUUAUCAGAGCACCCGCUUCUGAGCUCCCCCAGGGGGGUCGGGAUGCCAGCAAAAAGUGUUGUGACACCCCUGGGGUUUGUGACAACCAGCAAGGGCAAAGUCAUCUAUCGGGGAUGAUUCAGCUCUGCCUGAGUGGAGCUCGCACCCACAUAAGCCCACUUUCUGUGCCUAGGAUCUUCACACCCUGGGGUGGGGACGCUUCCUAAGGGCUUCUGGGAAGACUGCUCCCCAUCCUUGUGUCACCUGUUGCUGCCCAGAUUUGUCAUUGUCUAAGUUCUGUUCAACUAAGCCUUGGGCACAUUGUUCUGACUAACUUUGUCCUCUUGCUAAAGGUUGAAUAAUCAGCAAAGAUCAAUCCAGCAUGGUGAGUUGGGAUGGGAAGUAGAUAGGGCUGGUGUCUGGGACCCCCUAGCAGUCCUUUUUCUGAGCAUCAGCAGUCAGUUCCCUCAUGAGUUUGCACUGGCAGCAUCCUGGCUCUUGUCUGUGCUUGAUGCUCUGCAUGUCUUUCUCCUGGCACUUCAGGUAUGUCAUACGUUUAAAGCCCUCAAGACCCAGAGUUCUAUAAUUCUGCUACUGCAGUUGCCUACAUUAUCCCCUACACUGGUCCUGUAGAGUGCAGAUACCUGUGUUGGCAACAGCAUGCCCUCUCAUAAGUGCCAGGUUAGCACCUGUUCCCAAAUAUUAAGGAACAUGUCCUGUGUUCUGCAUCUGUCCAGGCACUAGAUAGGUAUGGUUGAAUAAAUGAGACCAGAGGAAAGUGGGAGGUUCCAUUGGGCCCCUCCUGUGGAGCAGCAUCACAGAUACAGAUAAGGGCUGUAAAUGCCUCUGAAUUUGGGAGACUGCACUAUAUCAGCUCUGCAAACUCCAGUGGGUUCCAGCGAAUUCUGCCAUCCUGGAAGCUACUGGAAGAUGCUGGCAAUGCUUUUGGGCAGGGAGGUUCUUGUCAGUACUAGCCCAGCCCACUGAGCAUCUUUUAACUAUGUGUGUAAAUACUGAAUUUUCUCCUAGUUGACAAUGCAGUAUUACCACAGUCCUGUUUGUUCUGGCAUAACUGACAAAGAAAAAGGAGGGUGAAUCUCCAAGGUGGGCAUAGUUAUAUCUAACCUAUGGCACUUGACACCCCUGUCCCCCAUCCACACUAGUAUUCAACAACAUCAUUAUAUCCCUUUGCAUGCACAGGUUGUUUUCUUGUUGCAUGUUCCCUCCCUCUCCCUAUGUAAAUAGCUCAUUGGGCCCUACUUGUGUUUGAGUCCCUGUCAAUGGUGGGGUAUAGUACAACUUCUCUGAGUCCCCAUGUACCACUCUGUGAAUUAAGAUGGUAAAACAGGGACAGAGGACUGUACCAGAUUACUUGAAGAACAUAUAUCCAAAGAGUGAACAAAGUCCAUCUCUUCCAGCUCCUUAGAUGCUUCCAACUUUUCACCACAAACCUCACAUAUGGGCAGAUGUACUUGCUGAGACUGCCCUAAACCAUUCAUCUCUAAACCUUGUAGAAUGGUGGAGGAAGAUUUCAUUCUGUGAUGUCCCACCAGGAUAACAUGGCAAAGUAACUGAAUGCUUGGCCUGGGCAAACUCAGCUCGUUCAUUAAUGAUCCAAACAACUAGAUCUCAGAAUGGAACCUCAUUUGAGUUGGCAGGGAUUUGGACAGUGAAUAGACCGUGUGGAGGGAGCUGUAGGGAGGAAGGCAGAUAGAUAGAGGUUUGGCCAAUGUGAACCUGAGUAAGCAUUCCUCUGUGCAGAGAUGCCUUGAGCAGCCACUCACCAUGCCAUAUGUUGGACUUCAUACAUGCCAUUUGGAUUUGGUCUUGGCUGUAUACCUCUAUCUCCAUAUGAAAACUCCUGAUUAAUAAAUGGCAAAUGAGAGUCUA
Sphaerodactylus townsendi is the source of this 2950-nucleotide messenger RNA. It is a transcript of the gene GOLGA7B, whose product is annotated as golgin A7 family member B. NCBI's taxonomy places the organism in Eukaryota, Metazoa, Chordata, Lepidosauria, Squamata, Sphaerodactylidae. Gene Ontology annotation, cellular component: palmitoyltransferase complex. The coding region runs from base 498 to 1013 and encodes 171 amino acids. The transcript is spliced from 6 exons. The record is from RefSeq and is a predicted model, not a curated record. Gene Ontology annotation, biological process: protein targeting to membrane; peptidyl-L-cysteine S-palmitoylation.